Messenger RNA from Anopheles coluzzii, 571 nucleotides. RefSeq names its product coiled-coil domain-containing protein 86. The record is from RefSeq and is a predicted model, not a curated record. The transcript has 2 exons. The coding region runs from base 92 to 532 and encodes 146 amino acids. Lineage: Eukaryota; Metazoa; Arthropoda; Insecta; Diptera; Culicidae. Gene Ontology annotation, cellular component: nucleolus.
CUUGGUUGACAUGUAGCAAAUGCCAUUGCCCGGAAUACGUUCCAUGCUAAUGAUCAAUUUAUAAUUAUUCUUGUUGAUACGAAACUUUAGUAUGGAUAAAAUUGCAUUUGAUCAUACGGAUGAAGGGUCAUCAUUGAAUUGUAAUGAAGAUAAAACUGAGAAUGGAUCGGAUAGCGCAUGUCCUUCCUCGGUUAGAGGGAAACCUAAAUCGGGUAGGAUAUGGAAAUCUCAAAAGUUACGAUUUGCUUCUAUUAAGAAAAGUGUACAAUGUAAGAAGUCAUCACAGCAACACGCAUUUCGAGAAGAAAUCAAGCAUAUCAAGGAACUAUCACGAUCUAUAAAGGAAACAAGGCGACGUGAAAAUGAUAUCAAACGUUUGAGACGCGAAGAAAACAAACGCAGAAGGAUUGAAAAUGAACGUAAGUCGGAAAUCGUACAAGUUAUCAAAAAUCCUGCAAAACUCAAAAGAAUGAGAAAGAAACAGCUGCGAAUGAUUGAAAGACGGGACAUCAGUAAAUUAAAUGUCGUCUAAUGCAUUACCCAAGACAAUAAACAAUUGGACCGUCAUGUA